Messenger RNA from Saccostrea cuccullata (small rock oyster), 834 nucleotides. RefSeq lists its product as uncharacterized. The transcript has a single exon. NCBI's taxonomy places the organism in Eukaryota, Metazoa, Mollusca, Bivalvia, Ostreida, Ostreidae. The coding region runs from base 1 to 834 and encodes 277 amino acids. The record is from RefSeq and is a predicted model, not a curated record.
AUGGAAAAUAAUACGGAUUACCAGUUGUUACUACAGGAAAGACAUUCCAACAUUUCUGUGAGCAGCUCAAUAUUAAUUGUACUUGGUGCUGUAGUCGGGAUCAUAGGAAACCUUGCCAUUAUCUAUUUCUACUUUUUCCGCAUCAAAGAGAGAAAAGAGCGUUACUUUAUUCCAUUAUUGGCCAUUGUUGAUCUUUUGGCAUGUUUUACAAGUCCCCCUUUCUACAUCAUGGACAAUACCUUCUUUUACAAUUACCCGAGUGAUGCUGCUUGUCGAAUUCUUUCGUUUCUGCAGAUGUGUGUUCCUGGAGCUUCGGCUCAUAUACUUCUGGUGACCUUGUUUUGGAAAAGAGUCUUCUUUGGAAUUGCAUGUGGAAUAGCUGUUGGAUAUUCGAUCCCAGUGCUAGGAACCUCAGGGGUUUUAAGUACGGUUGAUAAUUUUAUGAAUCACAAUGUUAGUACAGAAAUAUGCAAAUUUUCCGUCGACACUUCACCAGUUUUAACCGUGUAUUUUGGACUUUUGGCCCUUAUAAUUCUGGCAAACAUCGGGAUUACGGCAGGCUUAUAUGUGCCCGUUUUAAGACAGAUUAAGAUUUCUUUUCGUCGGAAAAUAAAAAUGACAAGCACUCAAAAUGAAAGUAAUUUUACAUCUCAUACCGAGUCUUCACAUACAACGCAGUCAACUGAAAUGGAACUUGACAAAGACCAAUGUGGGAAAGAUAGCACAGAGUUACAAGAGGUUCAUGUAUCAACGGAAGAAAACAAAUCAAACACUCAUGAACACGUUAAAGAAAACUUAGAAGAAACAUCUGGCAACAGAAGACGAGGAAAUUAG